This is a messenger RNA of Trypanosoma brucei brucei TREU927, 1149 nucleotides long. RefSeq lists its product as hypothetical. The coding region runs from base 1 to 1149 and encodes 382 amino acids. The transcript has a single exon. The record is from RefSeq and is a predicted model, not a curated record. Lineage: Eukaryota; Euglenozoa; Kinetoplastea; Trypanosomatida; Trypanosomatidae.
AUGAAUUCUUCUCUUGUUUUUGAUAAGGAUGGGAAUGAGUGUUCUGUAGGUGAUGUUGUUGAUGAAAUUAUUGAUAAACUUUCUUUAUAUAGGAGUUGUGGGGGUGAUGGUUCUUCUGUUGUGCUUCGUAAGAAGAAUAGAAAUGUGGCACACGAUAGUUUGGUGAACUCAGUUAAAAGGGGUGUUAAUCCUUUUUACGUUAAUGUGCGGUCGUCUGCUAGGUUUAGAAGAAGGAAACGUUGUAAAUACAUUGUUCCUUCUAAUGUUAGUGCAAAAUCUUCCGUUGAGCCGAAGAACUCGUUGUUUUCGUGCAAGGUUGGUAAUGUCUUGCCCGUAAUGUCUCAUGGGGCAUCUGUCGUAGCGCCUGGUAGAGCAAUUACUGGUAGAAAGGUAUUUGCAGCUUGUCGCGGCAUAACUAAGGCAGUUCUUUUGUUUAAACUGUUUAAGGCGGAAUCGCUGCCUGGUGGAUCGAAGCGAGUGAGAUGUUAUAGGAAACGGAUGCUGAAGAAAGAGGCUAGUGUACUUGGUAGUUUUGACCAUUCAGCCGCAAGCGCGGGACUCGACACUCUUUUUUGGGGUGCCGUUGCGUCAGUUGUCAGAUAUCGUGAUCUAUACAAAAGAAGGUUGUGUGUGAUAUGGAACGAUAAAUUAAAUAGUGGCGAGAAAAUACCCCACCCUUUAUUACUUUUGAGGUCGCUUCCACUGUUUGGUCUUGUAGUGGAAGUCCAAAAGCUGUGGUGGCGAUGCCGUGAUGCGGAGUGUGGCUGUAGCCCGGAGGUUGUGGAGUCCUCAAUGGGGAUUGUUCUUCAUGAGUCUGGUGGAUUCAUAGGCGUGGCACUGUUGGGCUCCUUGGAAUCACUUCGCAUAGGAUUAGAGAAUUUGCGUAAAAAUCCGGAGCAACCGAUAUCUGGAAGGGAGGAACCCAGGAGUGAGGAGUGCGGGGUAACUCAUUUUUCUUCCUUUUGUAGUACUUUCCCCGCUGCGCGUGUUAUUCAAGUAGCGAAAGUGUGUGCAAGUGGUCUGGGACCAGCGGUUCCUGCAGCGGUGCGGAAACCUCAGAGUGGUGAGCUUGUGGUUGCAAGAGUAGCAGCAGAUGAAGUUACCGCCCCCGAUUGUCCCUUCAAGGAACUCAUCGGCCGUUUCCUUUGA